This is a messenger RNA of Lycium ferocissimum, 552 nucleotides long. RefSeq lists its product as uncharacterized. Lineage: Eukaryota; Viridiplantae; Streptophyta; Magnoliopsida; Solanales; Solanaceae. The transcript has a single exon. The record is from RefSeq and is a predicted model, not a curated record. Bases 1 to 552 code for a protein of 183 amino acids.
AUGGGCAACUAUAUAUCUUGCACCUUAUCAGGACCAGGAGGCAACAAGCAAUCCAGAGGUGUAAAAGUCAUACUCCCAAGUGGUGAAAUAAGUCAUUUUUAUCAACCAAUCAAAGCAGCAGAGCUCAUGUUGGAAACUCCUAAUUUCUUUCUUGUAAACACAAGGUCACUUCAUAUAGGCAGAAGAUUUUCUGCACUUAAUGCUGAUGAAGAUCUUGAAAUGGGAAAUGUUUAUGUCAUGUUUCCAAUGAAAAGAGUGAAUUCUUUUGUUACAGCAGGUGAUAUGGGUGCUUUAUUACUUACUGCUAACUCUGUUUCUUCCAAAAGGGUGUCAAUUGGAAAAUUCAGGAUCUUGCCUGAAUGUGCAGAGUCAUCUGCUGUGGAAGUUAAAGAGAUUCAGAGUAAUUAUUAUGAACAAACAGCUUUGCCCAAGUUGAAUUUGGAUGAUAUUGAAGAUUUUUCAACUGAAGAAUUCAAGCAAAGGUUGUCUAUGUGUAGGUCAAAGAAACCAUUGUUGGAAACUAUUGCUGAAGAACCAGUUUGUUCAAGAUGA